CACACGUCGGAUAGUGCCACCCGCGCGACGAUGACGACCGCGCCGACCGUCGCGCCGCCGCGCGCCGCGCUCAUCAAGACGCCCGCAUGGUCGCGACGACGACGUUUCGAUCGCGUCCGUCGCGGUGGCGAUCGUGGAUCCCCCGUCGCGUCGGCUUCUUCGAGUAGCGAUCGGUCCAACCUCGCGGCGUCCAACCUCCGAGAGCUCCUCGCGGGCGACGAGAUCCUCCGCGCGCCGUGCGCGCACGACGCCCUCACCGCGGCGCUCAUCGAACGCGCGGGGUUCAAGGUCGGGUUCAUGUCCGGUUUCUGCGUCUCCGCCGCGCGCUUGGCCAUGCCCGACGCGGGCCUCAUCUCGUACGGCGAGAUGGAAGAUGUCGGCAGGCACAUCACGCAGGCGACGUCCGCGGGAUUCCCGUUCAUCGGCGACGCCGACGACGGGUACGGCAACGCCAUGAACGCCAAGCGAACCGUCCGGGGAUACGCCAGAGCCGGGUUCGCGGGGAUCCUGAUGGAGGACCAGCUCGCUCCAAAAGCGUGCGGUCACACCAAGCCGAGAUGCCUCGCACGAGACGAAGCCGUCGCGAGGGUUCGAGCCGCGUGCGACGAACGCGACGAGGGCCCGGGCGGCGACAUCGUCGUGUUCGCCAGGUCCGACAGCAGGUCCGCGAUGGACUCGCUGGACGAGGCGCUGUGGAGGGUCGCGGCGUUCGCGGACGCGGGCGCGGACGCGCUCUUCAUCGACGCGUUACGAACCAAGGAGGAAUUGAGAGCGUUUUGUGCAAUCGCGCCUGAAGUGCCGAAGAUGGCUAACAUGCUCGAGGGCGGCGGCGCCACGCCGAUAUGCUCGCCGGAGGAGCUUCAGGACAUGGGUUUUAGCGUCGUGGCGUACCCGCUGACGGUGCUCGGGGCGUACGUCAACGCCACCGAGCGGGUGCUGAGGGAGAUCAGAGAGGACGGGUACCCGGAUGAGUCCAAAUUGCCCACGUUUGAGUCGCUCAAGGCGACGUGCGGGUUCCCGGGGUACUACGCGGACGCCGAGAGGUACGACGUGAGUACGUCGGGAAAGUGAGUGCGCGGGUUCGAUACCGUUCGAUGUCGACACGAGCCGUUCUAUUAUUUGUGAUAUCAACCCGUUCCAUUC
Molecule: messenger RNA, 1143 nt
Organism: Micromonas commoda
Lineage: Eukaryota; Viridiplantae; Chlorophyta; Mamiellophyceae; Mamiellales; Mamiellaceae
Exons: 2
Coding region: 31-1071 (346 amino acids)
Molecular function (GO): catalytic activity
Source: RefSeq, a predicted model, not a curated record